AAGCAAAGAAUCUUUAUUUCGUAUGUAGUAACGAUAUCCGUAAUCGGUUUUGUGUACCGUGAUUUCUCGUUGUAGGAACCAUUUUCAAAAUAGACAUUUAUAUACCAUUCGAUAGCCCUUUGAAAGGGCUACAUUUUUCACUAUUUCUAUUUGAAUUAGGAGCAACUUCGAUUUUUCACCAAUUUCCGCCUGGAUGCCAACUGUGCUACGGUUACAGAGAUAUUCACAAAAACAGCACCCUCUGUAGUGAAUACCUCUGUAACCGUAGCUUGUCUGAAAAAACUGGAAACAGGAAAUGAAAUCUCAUUUUAUUUUGGUACAAACUCAAAACUUUCAUCGAAUGAAUUUGAGUUGCUUCAUACAAAACGGAAAAGUACACGAAAUAAGCACAUUUUUUUCAUCUUAGUCCACGUACCAUCACCUGAUAUUAAUAAAUUAAUAAAACUGAUUUUUGAGUUUUGAUUGAAAACGAUUAGUAGACGAGAGUGUUAUCCUGUGCUAUUAGUUUUUUCUCUAUACUUAUAGAAAUCUGAUUCAAAUGAUUCUGGUAACGAAGAUGUGGGUGACUCUGUGACAUCAUCGAAACCGAAAAAAAACACUGGGCAAUCGUCGUCAUUGAAUACAGCAUCCCUAUCUCGUAUCAAUCGUCGAAAUGAAUUACUUAAUGAACUUGUUUAUGAAUUAACUACACCAAGAACAAAAGUGUCGUCCAGCGAUACCUAUUUAGAAAACUUACCACCAGAAGUCAUGUUGGCCAUCAUGAAAAAUAUGGAUGAUUUAAGCAUAUACGCCAUUAGUAAAGCAUCUUAUCGAUGGCGACGAUUGAUUAAUUCGACCGUGGAUUGGCAGACAUUUUUAAGAACUCGUUGGCCUCUAUUUGUUUUAAGUCGUAACGAUGAUAAUAUUGAUAUCAGUCGUAUCUACGAUCAUUUAAUACAGAGUACAUCGUGUUUUUUAUGUCUAAAUGAAACGGGUAUUAGAUUCGAAAAUCAUUUAGCUAUUCAUCCCACAUUAUGGCGUCAUAGACGUUUACAAAGUGAAAUUCGAGCGUUGCAAGGCGAACCACCUGAAGGUAUUGAAGCUACACCGCUUGAUCCAUCAUCGUGUUAUCAUUGGCAAGCAUCAGUAUUGGGUCCAAGCGGAAGUCCAUAUGAGGGUGGUAUUUUCUAUCUUUACUUGCAUAUUCCACAAUCUUAUCCAAUGAUUCCACCACGCGUACGUUUCAUUACAAAAAUAUUUCAUCCAAACAUAAAUAUGCAUGGGGAUAUUGGCCUUGAUUCAUUCUCACAUAACUGGAGUUUAGCACUGACAAUAUCAAAAGUAUUGAUAUCUGUACAAAGUUUACUAACUGAUCCUUAUGCUUACAUUUGUAUGAAUCGGCGAGCCGGUGAUUUAUUUUUAAAUAAUCGUGAACAAUAUGAACAAAUUGCGAGAAAUUGGACAUGGAAGUAUGCCAUGGUAGAUUUUAUUAAUUCCGAUGAAAUUGAUAUUGAUCAUAUCGAUUAUUGA
This is a messenger RNA of Didymodactylos carnosus, 1509 nucleotides long. Lineage: Eukaryota; Metazoa; Rotifera; Eurotatoria; Philodinida; Philodinidae. The record is from the annotation of a GenBank genome assembly.